Messenger RNA from Marchantia polymorpha subsp. ruderalis, 3368 nucleotides. NCBI's taxonomy places the organism in Eukaryota, Viridiplantae, Streptophyta, Marchantiopsida, Marchantiales, Marchantiaceae. The record is from the annotation of a GenBank genome assembly.
GUCCAAAACCUGAGGCUUGAAUCAAGUGACUCCGGGAACCUACAGCUCUCUCGCCUCUCGCUCACGAGCCAGAAGAUCUUCCGAGCCUCGCCCAUCGAGGCCAAACCCUCUCUCUCCAUCUCUCUCUCUCUCUCUCUGAAACAUCAUCAGUGGCACCGCCGAAUGGGAUUCCUCUUACCUGUCAGUUGAUUCUGAAAACUAUUCUCGCUGAGAAAAGGGACCUACUUGCUGGCAGGCUCCGUGCACUCUACCCCCACCUUUCCAUGUUUCGCGCAGAGCUUAGAGGGAUGCCGAGCUACUGCGACCUUGUCAUGUGAGCUGGAAGAACAAUGCACAGGGCUGCUACGGAGUUAGCCCAGUCUCGACACAUUCCACUUUCUUAAGUCUUCGUUUCGCAGCAGAAGACUUGUGUGAAAUUGUGUCAAAUAAGGCUCAAAUUUUUACGUUCUCGGAGUCAAAGUUAUGGUCCGCGGUUGGAUUGUAUGUCAAAGGUGAUUGCUGUAAAGGAUCGGAUGUUCAGGAUCGUCUACUGUGUAUGAGCGGAUUCAAGCUUUCUUCGUGGUGUGCUAGCUCGUACAGCGGUGUACUGUACUAUUUGUGUGUUGCACUUCUCGUGCAGGAGGAGCGGGUGUUUGAAUUGGAUCAGGGCCCACCGGAGUGCACCUGAGUUUUGUUUGACACGUCGAAUAGCCAUACUGGAUGGGCUCGCACAAACCUUGGCGCAACAACGCUCACGCACCCGGAUUGCUGAGAAUUACUGCAACAGUCCCAGGGUCGGCCUGCAUUCGUGGGAUCGGUGGUUGACAGCCUACAUUCCACCUCUAUACGACUGCCUCGUUUGAAAGUCUUGUGAUCUUCUCGUUCUUUUCCCUGUACUUUCCUCCCUCCCUCCCUCCCUCCCUCCCUCCAUUGACGGAGGCGAUCAUGCUUUGUCACCAAAGACUUCUGGAGUCGUUUGAACACUUUUCACCACUACAGUCUUGCAAUUUCUCAGCCUAAGUACUCUGGCCUGAUGAUCCAACCUCCCGCUUCGCUCGAUUCAUAUCGCCAGCAUGCCCACCUCUCCCCCACGAUGCUCCCGGAAGGCCGAGCUCGAAGUGGCAGCUGAAGUUGGAGGAGGGGGACGACGACGACGAUGAUGAUAGGUGUUGUGCGGCGGCCUUGCGACGAUUGUGAAGCUCGUCAGAGUUCCAGUGGUCUGCCCGCAAGCUGCUGCUGCUGGAGGACGAUCAGACGAGUCGGGAACGAGAGUAGCUGCAGGUGAAGGCGGAAUUUACUUCUUUUCGGCACGGGCUGACGGUUUCGUCAGCUCGACAAUUCAUCCUCCGAUGCAAAGAAUGUUAUCUUGUAAGAAAGGCACGUCGUCCGAGGAAGGGAUUUCGUACCCGGAGGAGGUGAUCGAGAAAAUCGUCUCGCUCCUGCCCUUCCCGGCAAUUCUCAAGGCUCGAGGAUUGACGAAAUGGUGGUCGGCGGCCCUAGCGGGAGGACCUGCGGCCUCGCUCCAAUACCACGCCCAAGUCUCAUCGACUGAUUCGGAGUCGGACAAAUUCUGCCCCGUCUACGUGAGCCCGGACUUCCGAUGCUUCAUCGGCUUCAACCUGACAACGAGAAAAUGGCGCAAAAUGUACAACGUCGCCUUCUUCCCGAACCAGAAGAAGAUCUGGUCGUUCGGCUCGUGCACGGCGACCGGAGCGCUGAUCUGCGGCGUGGUCGAGGCGCCAACGGCGACGCAGAUCUUUCUGAAGAACGUUGUCAGCGGCGCGGCCAAAACGUUGACAAUGCCCGUACGCCCCAAGAGGCUCGAGCACCUGUACGUCGAGGUGCUGGGCUCGGGGCGCGGCACCUUCCAGAUCCUCGUGUACCUGCACCCAUGGACAAUCUACCACCCGGAGGCGCAUCUACAGGUGUACGACUCGAGGCGCGACACCUGGCACCUGCUGGCGACGGACAUGCCCAUCCCGUACUUCACAUACCUGAAGACGCCCUUCAGCUCGUUCGCCGGUGCCGCGGUGCUGGAUGACCGGCUGUACGUGCUGUACCAGGACAAGAUGGCGUCGCUGGGCGGUCACUUCACGGCGCAGCUCAUGGCCUACACGCUGGUGGCGCUGGGCCGCGACGGCGCAGCUGCAGGCGCAGACGACGAGCCGCGCUGCACCGGCGUGCGCCUCGACUUCCCGUUGCUCCACUUCCCGGAGUUCGAGAUCGGCGGGCGUCCGCGCGAGACCGGCCUGCUGGUGUGCGACGGCGAGCUUCUGGUGGUGGCCGUGUCCGAGGCCAUGAGCGGCAACGUACUGCCGGCGCAUAGCAUCGCCGUGUUCAAGCUCGACCUCGACUCCGAGGACUGGAUCCACGUCGCCCGUGGCCCCCCGGCGCCCGUCGCCGGCAUCAGCUGCACGCACUUCGUCGCGCACAAGGGCCUCAUCUACAUGGGCGGCGGCAGCGUCAAGGGCCCCGUCGUCUUCCUGGUGCUCGACGUGCGCAAGGAGAAGUGGACCUGCUUCUCGUCGCCCUUCUACGGCGGCGCAUUCGGGCAAUUCUUCGCUUUCGAGCCCGGCCUCGACCCCUUCGUCAUGAUCUGAUGCUAAUCUGACCACCUCCCGCCCCGCUGCUCGCCUGUGUACAUACAUACAUCAUACAUUCCUGAGAGCGGAGUCUGCUGUGAAAAAUUCUGCGUGGCGGCGGCGGGCGGGCGGGAUCGACAGCUUCGCAGGGCGAUGAAGAUUCGAAAGCACCGGAAUUCGUCUGCUGCCGCUGCUCGCGAUUUGGAAAAUAUGCGCUUCUGACUUCGUCCGUGCAUACUACGGCGGCAGAAACGCAUCUGCAGUGGUCACAAAUUCAAGCUCGUGGUCGCUUGUUUUCUGCGAUCGGGAGCAAGACAGUGGCUGAAUUAGAUGUAGGAUCGUUUAGUUUCUGUAGUUUUUUUCUGGCUCGAGUUUGGGAACUGUAAGGCGCUGCUGGUUAUGGACGGAUGGUUAGGUGAGCUCGGAAGAUGGUGAUUUGUCGAAGGGAAAGAAGUGACGGAUGUUGAGGAUGCUCACUGGGGCCGAGUGUUGUAGAUCAUAUAUCGUGAGCACGAGUUCCAGGAGGGAGGAUAGACCGAGAGUGAGGAAUGUGCAUAAUGGAGCAGUUCAGAGUUUAGGAAGACCAGCGCAGCUGUAGUUUUCGCUGACAACUGAGUGCGCUUCGGUAUCUUUGACAGUCAUCGAGAAUUGAGAAUUGUUUUGAGGUGAAGAGUUAGCACGCGGACAUUGUGCUGAUGUAAGCUUGUGAAAAACGUUCUAAACAAGAGAACUCUGCAGGCAGCGGGUCGCUGACCCGCGCCGGCAGGAUUCAAGUUCUCCGACAUUUGCGUCCGAACGUACCCGACC